CCUUUCCCCACAAGCUGAAAUUAUUGGCCCUCGACGAUCUCAUUGGGAACAUGUCUUGCUCCAUAGAAGACAUCCUGGAACACUAUGAAUUCGACCCUUCAAUCAUCCAACGUAUCUCUACACGCAAGUUCAAGCCUGCAUUGUCCAUUGAGCCACCAGACCCCGCGUGGCCAGCCCAAUUUGAGGAGAUACGGACUCGCAUCAAUGACGCCCUCGGCCCAGUCGCUCUGGCCGUGACCCACGUAGGCUCGACUUCAGUGCCGAACCUGCCGGCCAAGGCCGUCAUUGACGUCGAUGUCACCGUUUCAGAUCCCUCGGACGAAGACGCCUACGCGCCCGCGCUGGAGAAGGCGGGGUUCCAGUUCCUCGUCCGCGAGCCGGAGUGGCAUGAGCACCGCUUCUUCGCCAUGCACGAGCCGUACAACUGCAACUUACACGUUUUCAAGAAGGGGACCGCGGAGCUAGUGAGACAUGUGAUCAUGAAGGAGUGGCUUAUCGCCCAUGACGACGACAGGGAGUUGUAUGCAAGGACCAAGAUGGAGGCUGCGCAAGUUAGCAAUUCACUUGGGGAAACUGUCAUGGAGUACAACCUUAGGAAGGAGAAGGUCAUUCGUGAGAUUCUUGAGCGGGCAUUCAAGGCAAAAGGGUACCUAAAGUGAAGUCGGAGCAUCUGGGGAGCCAUGUUCAACGCUGAAAUGCGGCCAAUGAGAUCUCAACUGCCUCAAUCCAUGUCUAACCAAAUCGGACGUCUCACUUCUCCGCAAUUCCAGUCACUC
Molecule: messenger RNA, 776 nt
Organism: Colletotrichum destructivum
Lineage: Eukaryota; Fungi; Ascomycota; Sordariomycetes; Glomerellales; Glomerellaceae
Product: Putative grpB/Dephospho-CoA kinase, Nucleotidyltransferase superfamily
Exons: 1
Coding region: 51-659 (202 amino acids)
Source: RefSeq, a predicted model, not a curated record